This is a messenger RNA of Pezoporus flaviventris, 1685 nucleotides long. RefSeq names its product C-C chemokine receptor type 8-like. Gene Ontology annotation, biological process: G protein-coupled receptor signaling pathway; chemotaxis; immune response. The transcript has 3 exons. Gene Ontology annotation, molecular function: chemokine receptor activity. NCBI's taxonomy places the organism in Eukaryota, Metazoa, Chordata, Aves, Psittaciformes, Psittacidae. The record is from RefSeq and is a predicted model, not a curated record. Gene Ontology annotation, cellular component: membrane. The coding region runs from base 497 to 1552 and encodes 351 amino acids.
UGUGCGCUCUCGGACCCCAGCUCACAGUUCCAUGCAGAGGAGCUGCCUGACAGCGGCAGCAGCCAUGGACACAACAGCCUCAUGGGCUGAAGCACACGGAGACACCCAGGCUCUAUCUGACUGCUCAGGGAGGGGGGAGCCGUGAUGCCCAAAGCCACCGGUGCUGUCCCUGCGCCAGCUUCCAGCUGGGAGCUCCACAGGAGCCAGCAGCUGCUGCCCUGCAGCACUCAGAGCUGUUGCCUCCAGCAUCCCGCACGGCUCCUGCCACAGCGCUGCUCCGGCCGAGGAGGAGGAGGAGGAGGAGGCUGCAGCGGAGCUGAGCUGGGAGCUGCCCAUUCGAUACCUGCAUAUCACCAAAGCUCAGCCACCUCCACAGGCGAUGGAGUAAGCGUCCUGGAAGCUCCCAAGCCUGCAAGAGAAGACAAGGACACGGUAGAAGGACGGGACCAGGGUCAGCGGAGAGAGUAGAGGCUUCUUGCUGUCAAAGGUAUCUGAGAUGAAUCCCACAAGCCCAUUCUUUGGCACAACAGAAUAUGACUAUGGAUAUGAUGAAAACACUGCUCCAUGCAAUGAAGGAAAUGGCUUUCGCAGGUUUAAAUCCCUCUUCCUGCCGAUUCUUUACUGCCUUGUGUUUGUCUUCUGCCUUCUGGGAAACACCUUGGUCCUUUGGGUUCUCCUGACCAGGAAAAGGCUGACGACAAUGACUGACAUCUGCCUGCUGAACCUCGCAGCCUCUGACCUUCUCUUCGUUGUGCCUCUCCCUUUCCAAGCCCAUUAUGCUUCAGACCAGUGGGUUUUUGGCAACGCUAUGUGCAAGAUAAUGGCUGGCAUUUAUUACACAGGGUUUUACAGCAGCAUUUUCUUUAUAACCCUCAUGAGCAUUGACAGGUAUAUCGCAAUUGUCCAUGCUGUCUAUGCCAUGAGGAUACGGACAGCCUCCUGUGGUAUAAUCACCAGUUUAAUCCUGUGGCUGGUGGCUGGCCUGGCUUCUGUCCCCAACAUCAUGUUCAACCAGCAGCUGGAAAUCGAGCAGUCUGUGCAGUGUGUCCCCAUAUACCCCCCAGGCGACAAUACCUGGAAGGUUGCUUCUCAGUUUGCAUCCAAUAUUUUAGGCCUCUUGAUUCCCCUGAGCAUCCUCAUCUGCUGCUAUGCCCAGAUACUGAAAAACCUGCAAAAAUGCAAAAACCGGAACAAGAUCAAGGCCAUCAAGAUGAUUUUCAUCAUCGUCAUUGUUUUCUUCCUCUUCUGGACUCCCUUCAACGUCGUGCUGUUCCUCGACUCCCUGCAGAGCCUGCACAUCAUCAAUGACUGCAAGGCAAGCUACCAGAUAGCCCUGGCGCUGCAGCUGACGGAAACCAUCUCCUUCAUCCACUGCUGCCUGAACCCCGUGAUCUACGCCUUUGCUGGGGUGACAUUCAAAGCCCAUCUGAAGGGACUGCUGCAGUCCUGUGUCCGUGUCCUCUCCAGCCCCAUUGCAGGUGCUGGGGCUGGUCAGUUGUUCCCAGCACCCAGCCAGAUCUCCAGCUGCUCGGACAGUGCAGUGAUCCUGUGAGCCCAUCCGAGCUGCCUUCUUCCUGUGUGAGUAGUUGGCCUAAGGUCCAACGUGGACCUGGAGGCUGGUACCAUGUGUGCAGCAUCCUCUUGGGAGAACCAGUAUACCUCCUUUUGGGGUAUGCUGUGAGCAG